This is a messenger RNA of Onychostoma macrolepis, 2611 nucleotides long. Its product is annotated as serine/threonine-protein kinase pim-2-like. The transcript has 7 exons. Gene Ontology annotation, cellular component: cytoplasm. Gene Ontology annotation, molecular function: protein serine/threonine kinase activity; ATP binding. The record is from RefSeq and is a predicted model, not a curated record. Gene Ontology annotation, biological process: regulation of mitotic cell cycle; protein autophosphorylation; negative regulation of apoptotic process. NCBI's taxonomy places the organism in Eukaryota, Metazoa, Chordata, Actinopteri, Cypriniformes, Cyprinidae. Bases 325 to 1548 code for a protein of 407 amino acids.
CAUAUAUUUAGUACGUUUAAACUGCAAGAUUGUUACCUUGUUAGAAAAAAAAAAAAAUUCCGGUUUUUAAAAAAUGCGCUCGUGACUCGCGCUCUGUUGAGUUCCAUUUUGGAACUUUCUUGCAUCGCGAUGACGUCACUCGGCAGUCCCUUGUAAGCGCGCGCUCCAGACUGCCUUCACACAGUUAGUGAUGGUGAGAAGCUGAGGGUUUGUCAAGAGUUUGCAGAGCGCUAGAGACAAUCUACAUACAGAAACACACAGUGUACAGACAGACUAAAGUCUACACAGAGUUUGUCCUCUCUCAGUCUCAGUCUCAGCAUCGCGAUGUGCUCAGCAUCUGAGUCCGUGUGUAAUGAGACAGAAGCGGCUGCGUGGCUGGAGAACAUCAGCUUCUGCAGCGGCUUCUGUCUCUGGAUCGACCAAGAGCUGAGUAUCGAUUCACUGCCAGCUGACUCACAGCAGAGGGCUUCAGCAGCAGAAGCAGAAGCAGUGAGUGCACAGCCUUCUGCUGAGAAAAGCCCAACAGAAAUUCCUACACGAGGCAACAGGAGGAGCAGAAUCCAUGCGUUCUUCAAGAGAGCGUGGAAGGCUGUAAAGAAGCCGUUCCUCCACUGCAGACGGACAAGAGAAGAGUCUGGUGCUCCACAGCGGUCUGUCCCGAGUCCCUCUGAGCUCCAGAACGUGCCUGACACCGAUCCAGCGUCUGUCCCAGAUCUCGCCGACUGGAGGCCAGCUACCAAAUCUUUGUACCAGUUAUACACAAUGCAAGAUUUGAUAGGAACGGGAAGCUACGGCAAGGUGUUCAAGGCAAUCCGAAAAUCUGACGGCCAAGAGGUUGCCAUCAAAAGAAUGAAGAAACGGAACAACCGCUGUUCUCUUCAAAUUCCUGGUUGCUCCAGGCCUCUGGCUACAGAAGUGGGGCUGAUGCUGAUGUUGAGACGUCCUCCAGUGUGCCCCUACAUCAUAGAAAUGUACGAGUGGUUCGAUCAGCCGCUGAUCUUCUCGCUCGUUCUGGAGUUCCCUCAACCGUGCGUGUCCUUGCGAGAGUUCAUCAAUGAUUCGUCAGGACUGACUGAACCGGUUGCGCGUGGCUUCAUGCACCAGUUAGUCCUGGCGGUGCAGCACUGCAUAGACCACGGCGUCUUUCAUAAUGACGUCCAUGCUGACAACGUCCUGGUGAACACAGACACUCUGGAGCUGAAGCUGAUCGACUUCGGCUCCGGUCACCUGCUUGACAGCGAUGGCUAUGACAGCUUGAAAUACAUAGGAGCAUUACAGUUCUGCCCACCAGAGGUCUUCUCGAAGCCCAAAUACUACGCCGUCCCAACAAACGUCUGGGCUCUAGGUGUUACGCUGUAUAUGAUGGUGAACGUAAAGCUGCCUUUUACCAGCGUCAAGGAAAUAUUGGAAGCCUGUCCUUACACUUGGAAAGCUGACGUAUCCAUCGCAUGCUGUGAUCUGAUCUACCAGUGUCUGGACCCCAGUCCAGCGAAGCGGCCGGCGUUACAGCAGAUCUUACAGCACGAAUGGUUUAAAAGUCAGGUCUAGGAUGAAGGCAUCUGGGUCAGAUGGAAGGUAGCGUAACAAAACUACAUUUGCUGUUGUAUUUUUCAAUUCUGAAUUAUGAUCAGAAAACGAAGCAGCUAUUGAACAGCACUGAACUGACUAGAGGCCAUUUUAAUGUUCCGGUCCUUUUCUAAAUAACAUGAUUAGAUGAUGAAACAGAAUACUCCUGCUUUGUGUUCCUCAGUGGACACACAACAUCCAGUCGGCUGAAGAACCCUGGACUAGAUAGGAAACAGAGACAGAAACGAUGCCAAAUUUUCUUGAGACCAUGAACCAUAGACCUCUAAAGGACCAGUGUGGCUGUCGUAACGUGUCCCGCGGUGAUCAAAGGGAGGUGGUAGAUAGGCUCAGAACCCAGAUAUCAUCCAAAGAGGACUUUUAUUAAAUGCCAGUGAAGAAGUAGGAGUGUACAUGGUCACGGUAAGUGAGGAAAAAGAUACAAACAGAAUUAUGAAACUAAACAAAAAAAAUAUUUACAAAAAAAAAGGAAACUUAACUCGGUGUCCAUUUGCCGUAUAAACGACCAAAGAAAACCAAUUGCUACAGGCAGCAAAUUCUACAUAGACACUUUAAGCUCAGUUUUCUGAGCUUUUUUCAGUAUUAUUCAUGAGAAUUCAAAUCUCGUGAAAGAGCUUCAGCGCUGUCAGUUCACCUCUGUAAACAUGACUGUAACAAUAUUUAAUUAUAUAACAACACAUGGAGUGCGCAUGAGAGAGUAAUGAGUUGAACAACACUUGCUACGCGGAUCAUAGUAGCCGGAGCUAGUGUGUUUCAAGUUGUGUGAACAUAUUUCACAUUCUCUCAUGCUCCAAACAUGAACCAGCACUAUGCAUGCGUGCGCACAUAUCACAUCUUCAAAUGAAAUACACACAAAUAAGGGUGCUGAUAAAGUGGUACGUCUGAUCAUGAACGCAUUAUUGUGAUACACAGCAAACAAUGAUAUAAGAUGAAAAUUUAAAGAGUAAGCAAAAUGUGACUGCCUUUAUUCUUUGUGUUUUAAAGCUAUUUUAAUAUUCAUUUGUCUGUAUAAUGAGUGUGUUGUAGG